Molecule: messenger RNA, 3421 nt
Organism: Hemicordylus capensis (graceful crag lizard)
Lineage: Eukaryota; Metazoa; Chordata; Lepidosauria; Squamata; Cordylidae
Gene: CCDC60
Product: coiled-coil domain containing 60
Exons: 16
Coding region: 710-2803 (697 amino acids)
Source: RefSeq, a predicted model, not a curated record
GGCGUCGUGCGCGUGCUGCUGCGGGGGUUGCCGGAGCAACCAGCGGCGCCCUUUGAGCUGCGGGAGUUCUUCGCGGGCAGAGCGAGCUGCGCGAAGGGGCAGCGCGCAGCAAGGGGGAGAGAGGCGCCUGGGGGGCAGCGGAGAGAGACACGCCCCCCCCCCCGGAGGCGAGCGAGCAUCCCCGCAGGGAAGCCCCCACCAGCCCCCCCCCCCCACUGGGCUGGGCUCCACUCUCUCCCCUGGAGGAGGAGGGGGCAGGUGCUCCCCCUGGGGGGCUGAGAGUCUGUCUGUGGGGCAGCCCCACUCAGGGGCCAGGGGGGAGGCCUCCUCCUCCUCCUGCUGAGCCAGGGGCCCCCGUAAUUUGGGAGCCUGGUGCCCGCCCGCCUGUGGUGCAGCAGCUCCAACUAGUCCUUGGCUCCUUGCAGGCGCCCUUCUUGUUCCUUGCAGGCUGCUUCUCACCUGGGCAAGCUCGCCUUCCCCGCUUCCUUCCUCGGCCAGGGAGCCGGAGGAGGAGGAGGAGGAGGCUUGGCACACCUCACUCAGCCCCCCCCCCUGCCCCAGAGGAGAGGAGCCACUCCGUACUAGCCCCUGGCACCUGCUGCCCAGGGCGGGCUAGCUGCCGGGGGGGGGAGGCGGCCUCCCCGCAGGGACGGUGGUGGUCGCAGCGUUGCCCGGCGGGGGGACGGAGUGGCAGGGCAGCCGUGCCAAGAUGCCCGUCAACCCGAAGACGGACCCCCGCUACUUUGUGGUCAUCCAGCCCCUGCCCAUCCCCACCCAGCAGGGCCGGAAGGUCCAGGCCCGCUGCAGCACCGUCUACAACUGCUGGGACAGCACCCGGCAGCAGGUCUUCCUGCAGAACUAUCGCCGGAGGACCAGGCAGCUCACCCAGCAGGGCUACUUCACGCCCGGCUGCAAACCCUACCAGGAUUUUGCAGACCCUCUUUACCUGGAGCCCAAGAAAGUGACUCUUUUCGGUCUGGGACAGCUGCCCCCGGAAGUCACCAGAGAGGAUGUACCUGUUGUGGAAGAAGUAGUGGAGCAAGUGGAAACCGUGAGUGCACGGAAGACUCCACCAAAGCAAAAGGAACCGGAGAAGAAGCCCCUGCCUCUUCGGCACUUGGAAAAGGACCUGAAGACCCUCCACAGAGACCUUGCACACACAAGGCACUUGAUCCACUCAGUGAAGAUUGGGCGUGGCUAUUUCCACAUGCUGCAACGAGAAACCUUGGAGAGGGAGCAUGCACUCAGGCUGGAGCAGUGGAAAGAGGAGCAGAGGGAGAAGACGGAGUUCCAGCCCCCGACAUAUCCGUCGUCGUCGUCCUCCGACGAAGACUCCUCCGACGAAGACCUAAGCAACUUCUUUCUAACAGAAUGUCCCCUUAUGAGAGAGACGGAGAAGAAGAAGAAGAAGAAGAUUGUCCGGCCGUUCACACCUGUCCACAAUGGACUGCCAGCCCCAAAGCACCCCGAAGGACACUUUGAAUCCCUCUUUCGGCAGCUCUGUGCCCUCCAUUGGCUCCUGGAGGCCUUGACGCUUGAGCCCAGCAGCAGCAUGAAGCCGGUGAUAACCUGCUGGAGUGCCAAGGACUAUGGUGGUGGAAGGAGCUCCAUGAAAGUGGUUAACAGAGAGAGGACAGUGAAGACGCGGUGGGAACACUUCCUCCUGCACACCAAGGGCCGAAGAUACACCCCGAAGUCAUUCCGCGGCCCCAGCAGCCGGAAGAUGCCCAAGAAGCCCUCUGCCGUGAGCGAAUCCAGGACGAGCGGGCUGUCCUCCCCCCACAGCAAGACCACGCUGGCCAGCACCAGCUCCCUGACCCCCGGCUCGGAUGAGGCCCAGCCCCCUUCAGACAGUGCCAAGGACGCCGAAGAGAUGGAGUCCCUGCACAGCAGGCAGACCCGGGAGACCAAGGAAGAGGAGGAGCCCCUCAGCUACUACUUGCAGACCUUGCUUCAGAUGAUCCACGAAGACGUAGCAAAGAAUUUCAGCAAAGAAAAUAUGUUUUGGAGCACAAAGCCUACCUAUUCUCACUCCCUGUCCACGAGGUCUGACCCUGACAGUGACGUUUCGUUUGGGCACAAAGGCAAAAGCUCGGCCUCCUCUUCCAAGGACGACAGAACCAGCACGGGGGCCAUGCGGGAAGACACCCCAGUGGAGCAGAAGCCCAAGACUCCGCUGGCCGUGACGCUGCGGGAAGACAAGACGACCACAGCAACGUACAAGGACGAAGAAAGCACCGCCCAGUUCGGCCAGCCCCAGAGCAGUUUCAUCACACAGAAGCAGAAGAUGUGCAAUGAGACGAGGGAGAUCUUCUACGACAUUGCCCAGGAGUCGGCCUUCCGGCUGCACGAUCAGCUGGACAUCAUGGAGCGGAGGCGAGAAGAAAAGAGUGUGCAGAAGUAUAUGUCCCUGAAGCGCCUCACAAGGUACCGAAGAGACCUCGAGAGGAUGAGGCAGUCGGUCCUGGGGACUGAACCGGAACAGGAUGCCGAGUCGGAAAACUGGUUUUCCACUCUGCUGGCCAGGAUUCCCGAUGAUAUCAGGAGAGACCACCGUACCCAGAAAGUCCUUAAAAAACUGGAGAGAUUUGCCAGGAAUCCAGACCUGCGGAUCCGGCCGCCCACCUUCCUGAAGAUACUGGGGGAGCUUCGCACCUGGGAGCUCUGCUCACCGGACAUCUGCGCUGCUGUGCAGUUUGUGCGGGAACAUAUUGUGCAGAUGCCCGAAGAGGACUACAGAGAGUGGCUUCAGGCCCGGGUGCCGAUCCCUAAACGGGCACGCAGCGCCCCACCACUGUACUGAGCCAUCCAUCACAGCCCCCGAAGGACGGCCCCGUUCUUGGAAUAGAUGGCACGCUUGUGAACGGAGCGCUGGAUCUUUGAAGAGCGGCUGGGAUGGGCCACCCUCUAGGGAGAUGACCUAGAGACUCGUGUGGGUCCGGGGGACGGGACCUGGCCCUCCAGCUGCUGUUAAACUGCAACUCCCAUCAUGCCCAGCCCCAAUUGUGGCUGGGCAUGAUGGGAGUUGUAGUUCAGCAGCAGCUGGAAGGCCCAGCCUGCCCACCCGGGACUCCCGGCCAGUGUGCCCAAGAAGUGCCUCGGAGCACCGAAACUGCUCAUUCUCCAAGGCUGGUCUAGAACUGCCUUGUGCAGCUUCAAAACCACCAGUGAGAAUUGAACAGCCCUUUGGAACUUCACAGGGACCUUCUGCCUUGAACGUUGAGAAGUUCUGUUUGGUUUUGUGUUGAUGCCGUUAAGCCAGGAGAGGGGAGGAGGGGAAGGUCUCCUGGCCUCCUCUGCCUGGCCCAGCCAUCCGUUGGCUUGCAUCGCUUGGCUCCCUCCAGCGGAAGUUCUGGCAUGGUCUGUUUGCAUUUCUGUGUUGUUGGGUUUGAAUUGGAUUCAUUAAACUGUUCGCAUUCCA